Molecule: messenger RNA, 1841 nt
Organism: Babesia bovis T2Bo
Lineage: Eukaryota; Apicomplexa; Aconoidasida; Piroplasmida; Babesiidae
Exons: 1
Coding region: 21-1781 (586 amino acids)
Source: RefSeq, a predicted model, not a curated record
GGUACUGAUAUAGAUACAACAUGGUGUCUACCGGUGAUAAAGGUGAUAUUAAAACACCUACGAAAUCGUGUAACCCUACGAUAAGUACACAGAGUACCGUGUACGAAUCGGUGGUAGACAGCACACACACCGCUGAGAGCAAGGAACCCGUAAUAUUCGUGGAUAUUUUUGGGGAUGAAACUAAUACACAGUUGGCCACUUCGUCCAUAGACAGCUCUAGGUCACUGGGACUUGACUCCCAGAAACCCUGUGAGUCGCCAGUAGUGACAUCUCGGCAGCAUAAGAAGAUAACAUUCUCCGAUAGGGUGUUACAUGAGACCAAGAAACUGAAGCAAAGUAUAAGCCGUACAGUAAGUGAAGAUGCAGGCCAUGUUACCGCCAGGGAUGACGUUAGUCCGUCACCCAUCCUGAGGCGUGCCAUCACAGCGGACCACAACGCAUCGCCGCUGUCUAGAGAUGUACACAGGGCAGUUGCCAGCGAGUAUGCACAUGCCGCCAGGUCCAGCUUAAGGAUGAAGUCGAAUGAACAGAUUAUGCAAUGGUUUAGGAAUAGGUACGACUCCAUAGAUGCAGCGUACUCGGGACGCGCAUCAACCAUAGCGGCAUUGGAACAACUUAAAUUGGUAACACGACUAAAUGCCGAAUCGCAAACGGAUGACCACGUCACGUCGGAUGACCUGAAACAUGCAAAUGAACAGGUGGAGUCACUAGAGCAGAAGGCAACGGAACUACAAGCUGAACUUGAUAAAGCAAGGUCUAAUGUAGAGGAACUGGAAAAUGCACUAGCCGUUGAACGGAAGCAUAACGAGGAGCACAUAAAGGAUAAAAUGCUGCUACAGCAGCGUAUCGCAACGUACUCAGAAGAAAGUAAGACUUUGAAUGAAUCCCUGGAUAUAAUAAAGAAUAUGCACAAUAGUGAGAUUGAAGAGCAUGAAAAGAGGAAGGCUGAAUUAAUGUCUAGGAUAACUCAAUUGCAAAAGGAUGUCACACAUAUCAACGACAACCUGUUCUCGUGCUAUAAGGUAGUGGAAAAGCAGAAAACUGAAUAUAACUACCUCAAGCGAGAAAGUGAUGAACUGAAGGAGGAAGUAAAGAAGCUUAGGAGGGACCUACGGAGAAUGUACGAAUGCAACUCCAGCCUCAAAUCGCAAAACAUGUCGCUUAUCGAAAUAAAUAACAGGAUUCGGACUAAAACUUUAUUCAAGGACGAUGGUAGUGCCACAUGCUCCACGAGGGGCUCGGCCACCACGAAGUCGUCCUAUAUCGGAAAUGAUGAAUUCAGCCUGUGUAGCUUCUUUGAUGAUAGGCCUACAACCAUCCCGGAAUACAGCUGUAUGGACAAUGCGUCCGAGCCAAUGAGCUCAAUGACUAAACGUACCUCUACCGAUGAUGUACGGUCGUGUGCCAUAUACAAUAGGUCAAUAUUCGAUGAAGUGAAACCUAAUGUGGACAGUAGCACUGAGCAACCGGAGGUGUAUACUUCAACGGGCGCAUUAACAAACAUGUACACUUUCGGGGAUGUCUCAACUGCCGGUACCUACAGAGUUGACCACUCCACGGUACAUAGUGCCGAUAACUCCACACUCAAUUUAUCGGAGUCACCAGCAGGUAGGAGCCUGGUUCUAGAUGAUCUUUCAGAAGGUUCGAUAUCGGUAAAAAAUAAAAACUGGCUUCUGGAAAAGGUAUCGAGGGUAUCUAAUCGGGAGUCACUAGAGCAUCUACGGGAGAAGAUUAGGCUAUUAGCCUGUGAACGUGACCAAGAAGUUGAUGCUGAGCAAUAAGUACGUGGCAACACAUAGCUAUUUAAAGUGGGAACAUAUACAACAAUUUGCUUUAUAGAC